AUGCCGAAGCGAAAAGCUAUUUCAAGAAUAUCGGGUCUGGUCGACUCCGACGACGAGGUGGCCGACGCCGCAGUCGCGUCGCAUCCCGAUUCUCACGACGAACGACCUGUAAAAAAGUCGAGAGGCAGGCCGAAAUCGUCAGGUGCUAAGAUUGAAGAGCCAGUCGCAGCUUCUAAGCCACAGCGUCCUUCAUCUGCGGGCAUAUUGAAGCAGAAUGCGCCUACUACCAGGAGAGCCACCGGCGGCCGAGGGCGGCCACGAACAACUACAACCGACCCCGAACCAAUUGAGGAAAACACGGAAGAGGAAGUCCAGGAUAACGGAGAAAGUGCACACAAUGAACUUGCUGCAGCGGUGGUGUCACCAAUCAAAAGGAGAAGGGGCCGAGGACGGGAAGCGGGGAGCAAUGCAAAACAAGUCACAGAAGACGGUGAAUUCGAGUAUACACCGACGGGGUCGAGGCAGCUAAAACCUACAGAAGAGCCUUCAAAAAGGCGUGCGAGACAACGGCGGUCUGAGGAUAGUCAGAACCCUACUUCAGUCGGGAAUGAUGCGACAGCAGACGACGCAGAAUUUGGGGACAGAGUACCCCAUGCAGUUUCUCCACUAAAAUCCUUGACCAACGGGGAACGGCCUGAUCGAAAACGCCCGACUGUGACCUUUGCGGACACCGAGAAAGCAUCGUCCGACUCCGAUCUGAGACGCAAGCUCGGGGACAUGACGAAAAAGUAUGAGACGCUGGAAGUAAAGUAUCGUAAUCUACGAGAGAUUGGUAUCGUAGAAGCCAAUACGAAUUUUGAGAAACUAAGGAAACAGUGUGAAAAUGCCACAAAUGCGUCCACUAAGCUCAUAGAGUCUCUGAAAGAAGAGCUUGCCGCUCAAAAAGAACUCGGCAAGCAAUCUCGCAAUUUACAAAAGCAGCUUAGAGACCGAGAAAAAGAAGUGGCGGGCCUCCAAUCGCAGGUUGGCGACCUCUCGACACAAUUGUCAACAGCUCAGAGCGAAAUUAAAGCAUUGCAAACGAAGCUGGCUGCUGCACGAAACAAUUCUGUGGCUACCGAGCCCUUGAACGUCAAAGCUCCCGGAAGUGCGGUCAAGACCGUUGCCAACCGCAAUGCUGUUGCGAGUGUCGCUGCUGAAGCUGCCCAGGCAGCUCAUCUUGCGCAGUUAAAGGAAGACCUGUAUAGCGAUCUGACGGGCCUGAUCAUUCGAAAUGUCAAGAAAAGAGAGGCAGAUUAUCUCUAUGACUGUAUCCAGACUGGCGCAAAUGGGACCUUGCAUUUCAAACUUGCUGUCGCGCACGAUGGGAAAGGCAAUUUGGCUGUCGCCAACUUCGACAGUGCCGAGUUCCAUUACAUGCCGCACCUCGACUCCAGUCGCGAUGCGGAUUUGCUCGAGAUUUUACCAGAGUAUCUUACUGUGGACAUUACGUUUUCACGGCAGAAUGCGUCCAAGUUUUAUACAAGGGUGAUGGAUUCCCUAACAAAGCGCCGCAUCGAUCCUGACGAGUAG
Talaromyces atroroseus is the source of this 1512-nucleotide messenger RNA. RefSeq lists its product as hypothetical. Gene Ontology annotation, molecular function: microtubule site clamp; protein binding. Bases 1 to 1512 code for a protein of 503 amino acids. The record is from RefSeq and is a predicted model, not a curated record. Lineage: Eukaryota; Fungi; Ascomycota; Eurotiomycetes; Eurotiales; Trichocomaceae. Gene Ontology annotation, cellular component: nucleolus; chromosome, centromeric core domain; mitotic spindle. Gene Ontology annotation, biological process: homologous chromosome segregation; meiotic sister chromatid segregation; attachment of mitotic spindle microtubules to kinetochore. The transcript is spliced from 3 exons.